AUGGCGAAUUGCUUUGGUGAAGUAGUAGACAACUGCAAGUUGGAUCAAAUGGUGAGGUACGUGGGCAAACCCAAGACGCAGGAAGACCGAGCACGAGAGGCGUGGAAUCUAAUGAACGAGGACAAGAAGAAUGAGAAGGCUUACAGGUAUGUGCACGGUGUCCAGGCUUGGUACGAUGAAGCUGAACUUUCCACGUUGUGCGUCGUCUAUAACGCAACCGGUGACACUCUCUACUACGUCACUGAUCACGACUGGUGUGGUAACCUCGGUCGCACUCCCUACCCUACCGAGAUCGGCAACGGCCAGUGGGCUGCCUUCCACCACAUGCACCCGAGUUCUCUUCGCGCAGGUUCACAAGCGGCUGCCGUGUACCGCGCCAAGAACAGAGAUGGCAUCGACCUAGACUGUGUGCUUGCCUGGAGUACCCCAUACCUCUGGCCCAGAAACAAGAUCGACACAUCGGACAUGGAGGAAAAUGCUCAUUGGCCACCAUUUUGGGGUCCGUCGCCAUAUUUCUAUCACUGA
Molecule: messenger RNA, 525 nt
Organism: Lolium rigidum
Lineage: Eukaryota; Viridiplantae; Streptophyta; Magnoliopsida; Poales; Poaceae
Product: 23 kDa jasmonate-induced protein-like
Exons: 2
Coding region: 1-525 (174 amino acids)
Source: RefSeq, a predicted model, not a curated record